Messenger RNA from Psilocybe cubensis, 1482 nucleotides. RefSeq lists its product as uncharacterized. The coding region runs from base 1 to 1482 and encodes 493 amino acids. Lineage: Eukaryota; Fungi; Basidiomycota; Agaricomycetes; Agaricales; Agrocybaceae. Gene Ontology annotation, biological process: lipid metabolic process. The record is from RefSeq and is a predicted model, not a curated record. The transcript has 7 exons.
AUGAACUGGGCGAAUGAUCUCAUAUCUAAUACGAGAGGUGUAAAUUGGAACUACGAAGCACCUGCUUUGCGGCGUUCUUCCAAAUCGCGUUGGGGCUUUGUCAUAGACAAUAUCUUGAAGACUAUAUGCCUUUAUCUUGUUUGGGAUAUCAUCUCCUACGUUAUGCGACACAACCCUGCUUUCCAUCGCGAUAAUAAUGAGCCGAUGGGGGCCCAUGGCUUUCUAUGGCAAAUUUGGAACGCCAUGGGAUACUGGACCGCAUUGUACUGUUUCAUUAGGUUAAACCAUACCUUGAGUUCCGCACUCAUUGUCAUGGUGGGUGAAGGGGAGCCAAAGGACUACCCUGAUAUGACAGGCCCGCUCAGCGAAACGACAACUGUUCGUAAAUUUUGGGGCCGAACAUGGCAUCAAUCACUACGUCGGAUGGUUUCUGCACAUGGAAAACAUUUUGCGAAUGUUUUCCUUGGUUAUCCUAAAGGAACUCUCAUGUCUGCUUACCUCCAACUAUUCGUCGCUUUCUUGGUCUCCGGGAUCAUCCAUGGCACGGCUGAUUUUGUGGCCAUACGAAAUGUGACUUCAUUUUACAGAAAUAUCCUCUUCUUUACUUUACAAGCAGCCGCCAUAGCGUUUGAAGACGGUAUGAUAUUUUUAGGGAAGCGAAUGAAACUUGAAAGAGUGCCAAAGGCUUUAGGAUACGCAUGGGUGGUAGCAUGGCUAGCAUUAUCCGGUCCUAUUUGGUUGGAGACUUUGAUAACUGGGCGUUUACUACUUCAGAAUGUACUGAAGCAGGUCAGGGAUUGGGUCAAGCAGCACGGAAAGAAACGGUUAAGGGAAUGGGUCCCUAUUGCCUACUUGUAUGAGAGAUUGGGGACAUCUUCUGUUCACCGAUUUGACGACAACUCGAUUCUUGAUCGUUAUGACAUUUCCAGAAGCAUGCAGUACGUUCCCUUCGAGCUUGUCUCAAACGUCUCGACAUACUCAGUUCCUUCUGACCCCCGAUCAGAGUGCGGGAACCUCUCUCACCACGACUUCGAAGCGAUGACAAAGUACCAGGCAGACCGUAUGAUGUCCUUGCUCACAUACCUUUAUCAUUCGCGUAAACCUGCCUGGGUCCGUGCUACCUAUGUCACUCCCAGAAACAACUUUAAUCUUGAGCCCCUGUUUUUAAACUCGGACGAUCCGUUUUCGCCAGCGAGAUUACGCUACAGCAUUAGAAGAGGAAUUCCUCCUAUCUUUCACGUCACACCGGACGACUUCAUUCCAUCGCUAUCGUUAAGCGACAUCGAGAAAAUAGACGCUCUGCUCAGGAUAAAACACAGUGAUAAAAUACCGCCUGAGGAAGUCAAGCAAGCUGUAAUGGGCGGAAAGGACGUUGUUAAGCCGCUAGUCGAAUCAAAGAUGUUCAAAGGAAAGAACCCAAGGAAAUGCUCGUUCUGCAGUGUGGUGAAGGACAAAGACUUGUUGGUUUGUUCGAGAGUCUAG